GAUUAGUUAUUCUAUAAAUAAUAAGAUGCCCAAACCUCAUUUUGUCGUAGCUAAACCGUACCUUUUGUGCCGUUUCACAAUCCAAACUCUCAUAAUACGUUUCCUAGCUAGUCUUUAUACUUUUAUACAUACUUUCCUUAAUACGUCCAUCAAAUAAUAAAUACUCGAUAAUUUUAGCAAAAAGUAAUUAAUAUUGUUAUAACCAUUAUUAAUAAAUUUACAAGAGCACGCACAAUCAUCGUCUAUUUAAGAUGCGGUGGUCCAGGGCGGAGUUUAGGGUGGCGAUGGUGGUGUUGAUAAGUUUAUUAUUGAUAGCCGUGGCGGAAGGCAAAAUAUCGAGCAAGAGCAAUAACAAGAACAAGAAUAAGAAUGCAUAUGCUACGAUGAUGUACAUGGGAACACCAAGAGACUACGAGUUUUAUGUCGCUACACGUGUCAUGAUGAGGUCCCUUGAUAAACUUAACGUUCAAGCUGAUCUUGUUGUCAUUGCCUCCAUUGAUGUUCCUCUUCGUUGGGUUCAUUCCAUGGAAGUAGAAGAUGGACUAAAAGUAGUAAGAGUAGAGAACAUACAUAAUCCAUACAUGUCAAGCAAUGAUCAUGACAGAUUCAAAUUAACCAUGAACAAAUUGUAUGCUUGGAAUCUAGUUGAGUAUGAAAGGGUGAUCAUGCUUGAUGCUGACAAUCUUUUCCUACAAAACACAGAUGAAUUGUUUCAAUGUGGUUCAUUUUGUGCAGCCUUCAUAAAUCCUUGCAUAUUCCACACUGGAUUGUUUGUGUUACAGCCAUCAGCAAAAGUGUUCAAAGAUAUGAUUCAUCAACUCGAAAUCGAAAGGCCAAAUGAAGAUAAAGCUGAUCAGGGUUUUAUUGGGGGAUACUUCUCUAACUUGCUUGAUAUGCCUAUGUUUUAUCCACCACUUAAUGAGUCUAAACUUGAUGGGCACUUUAGGCUUCCUUUGGGUUACCAAAUGGAUGCGUCUUAUUAUUACUUGAAACUUCGUUGGAAUGUACCCUGUGGACCGAACAGUGUAAUAACCUUCCCCGGAGCAGUAUGGAUGAAACCAUGGUAUUGGUGGUCGUGGCCAGUUCUUCCUUUAGGUUUCUCAUGGCAUGAACAACGUCGCAAAACUCUUGGGUAUGCUGCAGAGAUGCCCAUAGUGAUCCUUGAGGUGCUUGUAUACUUGGGAGUCAUAGCCAUUACUCGUUUAGCUCGACCAAACUUCUCGAAGCUUCGCUAUUGUCGUUUUGACAGCAAGAGUGUUAUAAUACAUAACACUAGUCUGAAAUUCUUGGCUAUGGUAUCCAUUAUAGCAGCUUAUGUUGUACCCUUCUUCGUAAUACCUAACACCAUUCAUCCCGUCAUAGGGUGGAGUCUUUACUUGUUAGGAUCAUUCUCCCUUUGUUCCAUCGCAAUCAACGCUUUCCUCCUGCCAGCGCUAGCUGUGCUGACACCGUGUCUUGGCACAUUUGGGGUGCUCCUAGUCAUGGCAGUUCCAUGGUAUAAGGAUGGAGUUGUGAGAGCAUUUGCUGUAUUUGCAUAUGCCUUUUGUGCUUCCCCUAUUUUAUUGGUUUCUUUCUGUAAGGUUAUGGCAACUCUACAAGUUUCUUUAGAAAGGGAAGCUUUCUUACCUAGCCGAUUGAGUGACUCCCCACCGCCUUCUGGGUUUAACAAGCUCUACUAAAGAUGCACUAUGCCAGUGAUUAAUUCGCUAGCUAAUUCACUUUUUGAAUUCGCUAUUCGCUAAAAUUUGCCCGAAAUAGCUCAAACUGACCAUAAUUUGCUUUUUUAAUUCGCAAUUCGCGAGAAGAUUAGUAAAGCAUGUGGCACUGCACUAAGCUUUAGUGUUGCAAAUUCAAGGGGUGGAGAAAGCUUUCAUGGAUUGGUAAAUGGAUCAUGUUUACGGGUCAAAUUUUUGUUUACCACUUCAACCAUGUUUGCAUUACGUUGAAGAGUUCUUGGAUAGAACAAAGCAUAAUAAAAUGAACUUGAAUAGAACAAAGCAUAAUAAAAUGAACUUUCUCUU
This is a messenger RNA of Amaranthus tricolor (Joseph's coat), 2021 nucleotides long. Its product is annotated as putative glucuronosyltransferase PGSIP8. The coding region runs from base 252 to 1679 and encodes 475 amino acids. Lineage: Eukaryota; Viridiplantae; Streptophyta; Magnoliopsida; Caryophyllales; Amaranthaceae. Gene Ontology annotation, molecular function: glycosyltransferase activity. The record is from RefSeq and is a predicted model, not a curated record. The transcript has 4 exons.